UGUGGCUGGAUGGAUUACUCGUGUGAUGAGCCCAGCAGCAACUGACGGACAAAAUGAGGAACGUUCUAUCGAGUGUUUACCUUUCCACGAGCAUCCUGCAUGCCUGUAGUGCUAUACCGAUACCGUACGUGGUGCAUACAGGACACCAUGACGCGGUCAUUAUCGGGGUGCUGGCGUGCCUUGGCCUUGGUUCGUUCAUAAUGGGGUUUUGUAUUUUCUGCAAAAAGAAGAGUGGAAAGUUUAAGAAAUUCAAAGAUGGAGACAUCAUACAGGAAGUGAUUGCAACGGAAUACCCCAUACUGAAAGCGCUGAAUGUACUGGAUUCUUCCGUACCGUGUGCUGUCAUCCCGUCGAGCCCUAAUAAUCUUUCCACCGAUAAUCUGCUCGAUAAAAUCGAAACGUACCAGAUCGAUGUAGAUCAUCCGCACGAUUCGUACUGCACCCGGAGAAGCGAUCCACUCACCUGUACGUACGAUGAGUUUGAUCCGAACGAUGAAUCGGAUGAUAGGACGGAACGGACUGCAACCACGGCGACGGUUGAACCGGUGGUCGGCGAUGAACCACUACUCUUCUCCGAUGUUUUCGAUGAAUCGCUAGAAAGAAGCGAAAAGUGUAAUCUCACUGCGGUUUCGGUCGCGCUCCCAACAUCUUCGGGUGAGGAAGAUGACGAAGGGCUACCACUACCGCCCCGAUCGGACGCCGAGGAUGAAGACGAACGUCGCCCACUGGUUAGCGAUGAUAGUAUAGAUGAAGCGGCGGCCACCACCGCCACAACCAUUACGGUUACGGCAACGAUGGCCCAAUCGGCCGAUGCCAUCAGUAUCGAGGAAGCGUUGCGUGCUUUAGAUAUUGCUAUCGAGGGUGAAGAAGACGAGGAUGAGGAUGUGGUCGAAGAUGAGGACGAUGAAGAUGAUGAGGGCCAAGCAACCCCGUUGAACGAAAGUGAUGGCUCACUAUCACCGUCCACCUACUCGGAACCCCCACCAGACGUUAUUGCGGUGCUUCGGCGGGAGGACGUUGAGCAGCAAGCCGCCGAAUUGGUGGACGAUGUGCUGUACCAAUGUCAGUACAUGAUACAGAUGAUGGAUGCGAACGGGAGCAAUCUGUCACCGUUGGAAGCGGACGAAUUUUCACCGACCAACUCGCGGGGGAACAUAUUCGACGGUUGGGGUAAUUUGGAGCUGGACGGUAAUGUGUCCUUUGCCGCGGUCGAUGAUGAUAAUGACGAUUGGUGGAAGGGUUCGUUGGAACCGUUUGAGGGCGAAGGGGAGGAUAGUGAGCAGUGGAAUCAUCGUGCUGGUAACGAUCCAUUCCAGGAUGAUCAUACGUUUGAUUUGCUUCGUCAACAGCUCAGCCAACUGCUACCACCGCAGGGCAGUGAUUCUGCCGGCGUAAUUGGGCGGACUGAAAAUGGUGAUCAUGAUCCGACACUCGGUGGCGGUGGUAGUCCAAAAGUAUUUGACCUCGGGGGUAUUAACGAUUACGAUCGGCCUGAACGUGAGACGGAAGAAAACGAAAUCAUUAUCAACUACAACCGCUCGCUAUCGCCCAUACUGGAGGAAAACGAGGACGAAUGCAGUUUGCCACCAUCGAUCAGUGUCGCUCACUGCUCCAACGUUGUGGAGAGUACGAUAAUAAGCACCGAAGGUCCAGUGGUGUGUGAAGCGACCGAAUCAGUGCCAGCCCUUGCCAGACGAAGCUCUCUGACCGCGUCGAACGACACACUGUUCAACCUGGAGGACGUACUGGAAGAUCGUUGCAUGACCCCGCAAGACGAUACAUUCCCAGCGAGCAGUAGCAGUAGCAGUAACCACGCAUCACCCCGCACAAUGCUGGCGAUGGACGCGCACGGGGACCAUCAUGCUGGUAGUGGGUUAGAAAAAUUGUACACCUUCUCGUCACGACUCCUAGCGUCAACGACUAGCGUUGACGAUCAUCACGUACUUCAUCAUCAUCAUCAUCAUCACCCUUCACAGCGGCAUCACGUCCAUCUGCUUUCGUCCAUCUGUCUGGAUGAUCUAAGCGUUGGUGAUAUUAUGGAAUCGCCACCACCUCCUCCACCCCUACCAACAGCCAUCGGGGGGAGUGGUGGUACGACUGGAGCAGGAGGAGGCAACAGUGCGGGCGGACUACUCAUGGCCGAAACAAAACAGGAUCUUCCCUCAUCGGCCUAGAAUCCAUGUGUUUUCUAUGUAUUUCUUUAGUAGAUCUG
Messenger RNA from Anopheles maculipalpis, 2212 nucleotides. RefSeq lists its product as uncharacterized. The transcript is spliced from 7 exons. Lineage: Eukaryota; Metazoa; Arthropoda; Insecta; Diptera; Culicidae. The coding region runs from base 54 to 2174 and encodes 706 amino acids. The record is from RefSeq and is a predicted model, not a curated record.